Messenger RNA from Tigriopus californicus, 1632 nucleotides. RefSeq names its product DNA repair protein RAD51 homolog 1-like (gene spn-A). The transcript has a single exon. Gene Ontology annotation, cellular component: condensed nuclear chromosome. The record is from RefSeq and is a predicted model, not a curated record. Bases 95 to 1162 code for a protein of 355 amino acids. NCBI's taxonomy places the organism in Eukaryota, Metazoa, Arthropoda, Copepoda, Harpacticoida, Harpacticidae. Gene Ontology annotation, biological process: chromosome organization involved in meiotic cell cycle; mitotic recombination; DNA strand invasion. Gene Ontology annotation, molecular function: ATP hydrolysis activity; single-stranded DNA binding; ATP-dependent DNA damage sensor activity.
AUGACUCCGAUGAUGUCCAUUUGUGAGAUUCCAUCCAAAUUCUGAGUCCGUGAGUCCGGGAGCUCACUCAAUCCUUGUAUUCGGGAGCUCCAGCAUGGCCUCCUCGGCUUCCGCCAUGCGCGCUCACCCCACGGAAUCGGCCCGCCCGCAGGUUCAAAGUGAGCAGGUCCCGGAGGGGGCCGUCGCGGGCGAAGAGAGUUUGGGUCCUUUGCCCAUCAUCGGUUUGGAGCAGCACGGAAUCUCGGCCGGCGACAUCAAGAAAUUGGCCGAGGCCGGUUACAACACCAUCGAAUCCGUGGUGUACGCGCCCAAGAAGAAUCUCCUGACCAUCAAGGGCAUAUCCGAGGCCAAGGCCGAUAAGAUUCUGGCCGAAGGUCAAAAACUCGUGCCCACGGGGUUCACCACGGCCACCGAAAUGCAUCUGCGGCGAUCCCAGAUCAUUCAGGUCACCACGGGUUCCAAGGAAUUGGAUAAAUUGCUCAAUGGCGGGAUCGAAACCGGUUCCAUCACGGAAUUGUUCGGCGAGUUCCGCACGGGCAAGUCUCAGUUGUGUCACACUUUGGCCGUGACGUGUCAGUUGCCCAUUGAUUUGGGCGGGGCCGAGGGAAAAUGUUUGUAUAUUGACACGGAGGGCACGUUCCGCCCCGAGCGAUUAUUAGCCACGGCAGAACGCUAUGGGCUGUGCGGCAAUGAUGUCCUGGACAAUGUGGCCUAUGCUCGGGCCUACAACACGGACCAUCAGUCCCAACUAUUGAUCCAGGCCUCGGCCAUGAUGGCGGAAUCCCGUUAUGCCCUCAUUAUCGUCGAUUCGGCCACGGCCUUGUAUCGGACGGACUUCAGCGGUCGCGGCGAGCUGUCUUCGCGACAAAUGCACUUGGCGCGCUUUUUACGGAUGUUGCUCCGGCUUUCGGAUGAGUUUGGCGUGGCGGUGGUGAUCACCAAUCAGGUAGUGGCCCAAGUGGAUGGGGCGGCCAUGUUUGCGGCCGAUCCCAAGAAGCCCAUUGGGGGCAAUAUCAUGGCUCACGCCUCCACCACCCGAUUGUCUUUCCGGAAAGGCCGUGGCGAGCAACGGAUAUGUAAGAUCUACGAUUCACCCUGUUUGCCGGAGAGUGAAGCCGUGUUUGCCAUUAAUGCGGAUGGCAUUGGGGAUGCCAAGGAUUGAUCCCAAGUCAAUUGUAAAACUAGCCGUUGUUCCUGGGGGAAAGAAGACCCGAUAAUAAUAUAGACGUGAGACGGGCGCCGUUUUGGAACAUUGACGUCUUGAAUGAGUUUUUAACUGGCUGCUGCUGAUGGCCCGUGAUCGGGAAGAAAAGUGUUGAGUCUUCGUAUUUUUUUCUCCAAUGGACAACAAGGAGGGGUCUAUUGAAUAAUGGUGUCGACAAGAUGGAACAUGAUUGUGAUGUUGACCUUAUCAGUGCCUUGUUUUCUGUAGUCAAGUCCCGAUCAAGGGCCAUCAAUUUGGGAUUCCUGCUUUCAAAGCACAAUUUCUUGACUUCCCUGGGUUGUGUCCGUGUGCUACUCAACAAUCGAUCGUUCCUAAAUUGAAGCUCAAGGGUGGAGAUUAACUGAGAAUGCUCUAAAUAAGGUGGACUGUUGCGCCAGAAAACAAAAUAAAUUGAUCAUGAAUUCGAA